This is a messenger RNA of Trichoderma breve, 861 nucleotides long. Its product is annotated as aldo/keto reductase family domain-containing protein. The record is from RefSeq and is a predicted model, not a curated record. The transcript has 2 exons. The coding region runs from base 1 to 861 and encodes 286 amino acids. Gene Ontology annotation, molecular function: aldose reductase (NADPH) activity. NCBI's taxonomy places the organism in Eukaryota, Fungi, Ascomycota, Sordariomycetes, Hypocreales, Hypocreaceae. Gene Ontology annotation, cellular component: cytosol.
AUGGAACUCAAAAUCCCGCUUCUUCUUUAUGGAACCGCCUGGAAAGAGGAAAGGACGGCUCAUCUUACAGAGACGGCUGUGUUGAAAGGCUUCACAUGCAUCGAUACGGCCAACUACCCGACUACGUACGACGAGAAACUGACGGGCGAUGGAAUUGCGGCGGCCCUCAAGUCUGGUAUCAAAAGAAGCGAUCUUUUUAUCCAAACGAAAUUCGCGCCAGUCUGGGCUCACCAUCCGAAAAAGAUCCCCUUCAAUCCUCACCAGGACAUUGAGGGCCAGAUAACUGAGUCGGUACGACAGAGUCUUGAGCAUCUUCAAGUCGAUUACUUGGACUCCUUGCUGCUUCAUGUACCAUUUGAGGAUGAUAGAGACAAUCUGAUCGCCUGGAAAGUUCUCGAGACCUUUGUGCCACACACGAUCCGUUCCCUCGGUGUUUCCAACUUCAAGUUGUUACAGCUUAAGGAGGUGUAUGCCAACGCAACGGUUAAGCCUGUCAUGGUGCAGAACCGCUUCUACAAAGAGACGGGCUUUGACUCUGACCUGCGAGAAUUUUGCGUAGAGAGAGGCAUAACGUACCAGGCAUACUGGAUGCUCAGGAACAACCCGGAGAUUCUAGCAUCAGACAUCUUGAAGUCCGUAGCUGCAAAGCUUAACGUGGAGAAGGAGCUCGCCUUUUAUGUCUUGAUCUUGGGUUUAGGCGGGACUCAGAUACUAGAUGGUACGACAAACCCUGAGCGAAUGGAACAGGACUUGAAGACGGUUGGCGAGGUGUUUGGUAAUAGAGGGCGGUUGCGUGAGCUGCAAGGAGAUAUCAACGCGUUCCGCCAGCUUUUGUCGAAACUAUCGACUGUAGCAGAGUAA